Molecule: messenger RNA, 3156 nt
Organism: Rattus norvegicus (Norway rat)
Lineage: Eukaryota; Metazoa; Chordata; Mammalia; Rodentia; Muridae
Source: RefSeq, a predicted model, not a curated record
UUUUUUAAAUCACACUCCUAGUCAGCAUUCAGACCUGUCACCACACGUGGUGAUGGUGAAGGCCAGAGGACAACCGUCUGUCUAUAGAGUUGCUUUUGGGUUCUGGGGAUGGAACUCAAGAGGGUUGGGUUUAGAGAUUACCACCUGAACUAUCUCAAAGCAGCUCAGGCCCUGACCUUGACUUCCAAUACUCCCGCCUUGGCCUCUUAAGUAGGUAAGAUACCAGGCCUGGCCUUUGAGCUUUUUCUUUUUAAAAACACACUGAGGCCAGCCAGUAUGACCUUGAAUUCAUGAUUCCUUCUGCUUCCAUCUUCCAAAUGCUGGGAAUAUAGACAACUACCAAGCACCGUCCAUGUGGUGCUGGGUGCUAAGGUUCUUGUGUGCAACAGGCAAGCACUCUUGAGUUCCAUCUCCACCCAUUCAGUCUCUCAGCUGCUACAAAUAUGAUAGGCUGACUGGCUUCCACAUGGAAUGACGGCUAUACUCGAACACGGGGCGGAAAACCGCCCCAUCAUCCUGGGGGACAGACAGGAUCAAGAAACAAUUUAUCUAGUGGGGUCAGCAAGAGAGCAAGGACUGCAAGGAAGUCAGAGCAAGGGGCAAAACCUAAGAGGGUGGCAUGAUGAGCACAGCAUGUAGCAAGUAGGGAUGGCUGGAAACAGAAACCUUGGAGGUGGGACACACAGAAUGAUCAUAUGGAUAUGUUGGCUGGCUAAGAAUCGGGGGUAGGGAGAUAAAAAGGGGUGAAAUCAGGCCCCCUCCCAGGGGUGGGGGCUUAAUCUAAAAGAAAAUAAAACGAUUUUAGUAGUAGAUGAAAUGACUCAGUGGAGAAAGGCUGCCAAACAAUCUGACCUGAGUUCCAUCCCUGGGACCCUACUAUAUAGUAGGAGAACCAACUCCUGCUAGCUCUUCUUUGACCACCACAUACAUACACAAUAAACGUUAAAACAAACAAGAAGGUUUAAGAGUCCUGAUUAGGACUCCGUGGCCUACUUUCCAUAGCUGGUAUAUUUGUGCGUAUAUCUAUAAACAGCGACAUCUCGCUGUUGCUCCCUUGAACUCGUCUAUGAAGCCUAAGCUAGCUUGAACUCGCCAUUCCGCGAUGAGCUUAACCCACGAGGUCUCUCGGAGCGACAUCGGUUUUAGGGACUGGUGGCAAAUUUGUGAAGCAGGGAUAGAUAACGGGAUGAGCUGGUUACGGGUGUAAGAGAGAUCGAAUAGGAUCCAACCGAUACAGGAAACAGAGUCCGGGCCCCCAGCCUGAAGCAGUGAGUGAAGGGUCAGGGCGACAUGGCGGGCCCGGGGUCGCCACCGCCCCGUCGGGGCCCCGCGAGGGCGGAGCGCGGAGGGAUCCAGGCAUCCCGCGCUGCGCCGCCCCCGGUAUAUUUGUUCCCAGGCCCCGGGGCCGCCUCAUUUUCAACCCUCUCAGCAGUCUCCCUUAACGCUCCUGCCACGCCGCCUCCGCCCGUGCAAUGGCUCUGUAGCCGCGAUCUCGUCGUGUCCCCCGCCCCGUUUCCGCGCUCACCGCGACUUCACUCUCUGCUCACACCGACUCUUCAACUGAGGCCGCCGCCGCCGUUGCCUCCUCUCCUUUUCGCAGCCAUGGAGCCCUCCACCUUCGCCUUGGUGCCUGUCUUCACCCAGCUGAACAAUCUUCCACGCUGCCUCCCAGUUGUUGGUGCAGCCUCCAUUGCCAUCGCAGCCCUGCACCUGUGCCUCAGCCAUGUCACUCCUGGCGACCCUGGGACUGGAGCUGGACAGGGCCCUGCUCCCAGCUAGCGGGCUGGGCUGGCUCGUAGACUAUGGGAAACUCCCCCUGGCCCCUGCCCCCCUGGGCCCCUAUGAGGUCCUUGGGGGUGCCCUGGAGGGCGGGCUUCCAGGGGGGGGAGAGCCCCUGGCAGGUGACGGCUUCUCUGAUUGGAUGACCGAGCGGGUGGACUUCACAGCCCUCCUUCCUCUGGAGGCCCCUCUGCCCCCAGGCACUCUCCCCCCACCCUCCCCUGCCCCCCCUGACCUGGAAGCCAUGGCAUCCCUACUCAAGAAGGAGCUAGAACAGAUGGAAGACUUCUUCCUUGAUGCCCCACUCCUUCCACCGCCCUCCCCACCUCCACCCCCACCCCCAGCACCCUCUCUGCCCCUGCCCUUACCCUUGCCCACCUUUGAUCUCCCGCAGCCUCCUACCCUGGAUACCCUGGACUUGCUAGCUGUUUACUGCCGCAGUGAGGCUGGGCCAGGGGAUUCAGGCUUGACAACCCUGCCUGUCCCCCAGCAGCCUCCUCCUCUGGCCCCUCUGCCUUCACCCUCCCGACCAGCCCCCUAUCCUAGUCCUGCCAGCACCCGAGGGGACCGCAAGCAAAAGAAGAGAGACCAGAAUAAGUCAGCUGCUCUCAGGUACCGCCAGAGGAAGCGGGCAGAGGGCGAGGCCCUGGAGGGCGAGUGCCAAGGGCUAGAGGCGCGGAAUCGGGAGCUGAGGGAGAGGGCAGAGUCAGUGGAACGGGAGAUCCAGUAUGUGAAGGAUCUGCUAAUUGAGGUGUAUAAGGCACGAAGCCAGAGGACCCGCAGUGCCUAGGGUACAGGAGGAGGCAGUUCUGGUGUACCUGUGCCUCCAGCUUCACCCUGUCCCUCCAUUUCACUUCCCUGUGCAUCCGUGUCUAGGUCUCCCCUCUGCCUAUCCCCAUUAUGGGUUAUUUGGCAUAGUCAGUUUCUGUACCCCUUCAGUGCAACUGAGAAACCAAGGCCCUCAGGGAAUCAGAGGAGCCAGCCUGAUCCCUGGUCUCUGGAGUCUUAAAACAAGUGUGUUUUUGCAGGUAGUCCUAGUUGGGUGUCGGGGGGAGGCUGCCAGGCCUGGCAUGGACAUUAGGCAGGAAGCCACUCUGGAUGAUUGUGCACAUGAGAACCUAGUCAGGGAGGGAGGGUUUUAAGGAGAGGACUUAGAAUACAAGUGAGAAGCCAGCCGAGGAAAGGGAACCAAGUCCUCAGAAUAGAAGGCUAUACUGGCCUAGGGACAGGAAGGGGUGGCUGUAGUUGGUAACUAGGGUGUCAUUUUAGCUCUGUGAGAGAAUCAGUGUUUUGUGAAGGUGUGGGGGAAGGGUUGCAUCUGGUGGGGGCUGAUCCUCCAGGGGUUGUGGGCUCAAAUAAAAUGCAGACUUUCCUGUG